AUGGCGGCGGCGGCCGCUCCCGUGCCCCCGGUCUUGUGCAAGCGGGGGCAGCAGCAGCUAGUGCUUGUCCACACCACCAGGCCCCCCCUGCCCCUGCGCCUCAUGCGCCGCGCCGUCUCCGUCCGGGUCGCGCCGCCCCGUCAGCAGCAGCAGCAGCAACACCGCGCCCGCCCACGGCCCCCUCCCAGGAAUAAGCCCCCCGGACCCGCGCGCCGUCCGCCCAGGGUCCCUCUGGACCAAGAUGAUUAUGAAUACGACGACGGCGGUGGCUAUGACGACCGGGAGGAGGGGAGGUUCGCUGGGGGCACCCGGGCCGCCGCCAUGCCCAAGCCACCGGCCGGCUUCGUGCUGGAUGACCAGGGCAGGUGCAUCGCCGCAGCAUCCAAGCGCAUCGUCACCAUCAUCGACGACACCAGCAACCGCCUCUUGGAGUGCAUUAUCCGAAGAGUAUUCAGGAGCUCGCAGGACCACGACUGCUUGCUUCUCUGCCCCGUUGACAUGCCUGUGCAGGUUCUCAAGAGCACAAAUUUCAGUGGCUGGGUAGCAGUCGAUGACGACCAACUCAAGCAAAUCAUUCCAUCUGUUGCCUAUGCCCUUGCCAGAGUACAUAUGCACUUUGUCGAAAGCGGAUUCUGUUAUACAGCAAGGGGUGGCUUCUGCUUUCCAGAAGAGGCCAUUCAAGAGUUUCAUGAUUCUGGUGAUGGUGGUGACGGGGUACCUUUUGAAGGUGUAGAGAUUUGUUGCUUCAAUUUGGAUGGUGCACACUAUAUGAUUUAUACACCAGUUGAUCCUCUUCUGUUCGUCGCAGUCAAGGAUAAGGAUGGUGUGCUACGCAUUGCUGAGGAUGAUCUGAUGGAAGACCCUGCAGUUCUGGAUGCGGUGGAUGAAGAGACAGAAUUUACAGCUCUAGUGGAGGAGGAGGAGACCCUUCUUGAAACAGUACUUGGUGAAAGGUGA
Molecule: messenger RNA, 957 nt
Organism: Miscanthus lutarioriparius
Lineage: Eukaryota; Viridiplantae; Streptophyta; Magnoliopsida; Poales; Poaceae
Source: the annotation of a GenBank genome assembly